Messenger RNA from Lodderomyces jiufengensis, 666 nucleotides. RefSeq lists its product as uncharacterized. The transcript has a single exon. Lineage: Eukaryota; Fungi; Ascomycota; Pichiomycetes; Serinales; Debaryomycetaceae. The coding region runs from base 1 to 666 and encodes 221 amino acids. The record is from RefSeq and is a predicted model, not a curated record.
AUGUUUUCAUAUUUAAAUUUUUUAAUAAGUGAUAAUAUAAUGACAUAUUUUAUGGAUUCUUUACCAUCAUCAAUAAAUAAAAAAUUUGAUUCAUUUAAGUUACCUCCGUUAUCCAAUCCAGAAGAUACUAUAGAGGUGAAUGGAAAUCAAAAACAUGAACAAUUAUUUCAACUACAAUUAGAUAUUUUAUCAUUAAUUAAUGAGUACCUACCAUUGGAAUCAAAUUCAUAUAACUCUGGAAGUUCAACAAUAUCAGACAAGUUAAUAAUUAUAUUUCAUGAGCAAAUACUAAUGAGUAUACUCUCAAGUUUAUUAUGUGCUCAAAUAUACCUCGAAAGUCAGAAAAACGACGUAUAUAUUGUCAUACAUACACUUCUUAACUCAAAAUAUAAUCAAAUUCCUCAAUCAAGACUUUGGAUAAGUUUAAUAAAUACAGCUAAUGACAUUUGUUUUGAUGAUUUAAGACACAUUAAACUAUUCAUUGAUUUAUUUCAAGAUCAAAUUAAUCGGGACCCCAAUGUAUUAAAUGAUGAUUUAAUAAAAGGAGGAUUACAAUAUUUUAUUGAGACUUUUCAACCACAUCAUAAAUGGUUUGAAGAUUAUAAACAAGAUGAUACGUUUCAAGAAUUAGAUGCUGGUAAUUUUAAGUUCUUGUAUAGUAGUUAG